Messenger RNA from Caenorhabditis angaria, 3429 nucleotides. Lineage: Eukaryota; Metazoa; Nematoda; Chromadorea; Rhabditida; Rhabditidae. The record is from the annotation of a GenBank genome assembly.
AUGGUCUCCCGAAACAUCUUCCGCGUUUUCCCGCCAUCCGAAAACUUUGAAUUCGAUCCAGAAGAAGACGAGCCAACUCUCGAAGUCUCUUGGCCACACUUGCAACUCAUCUACGAGCUCUUUUUGCGAUUCCUCGAAUCGCCCGAUUUUUUUGGCAAAAAGUAUAUCGAUCAGCGAUUUGUGCUGAAAUUAUUGGAUUUGUUCGAUUCGAAAAAUCCGAGAGAACGCGAUUUUCUCAAGACUUUUUUGCAUCGAAUUUAUGGCAAUCUUUUGGAAUUGAGAGCUUUCAUUCGUAAUGUUUUUGAGGUGAGAAAUUUUACAUAGAAAAAUUAGAACUUCUCUGAAAAAAAGGUUUUUCCAAAAAUGUGAAUAUUAAUUGUAACCCAUGGUUCAAAAAAAUAUUCUCGUUUUUCCAAGAUUUUUGUAAAUUAACGGGGUUUUCUGAAAAGGUCAUGUAAUUUUAUUGAUUUUUGAAUAUCAGCAAAAAUUAGGAGAAAAUACUUUUUCACCAUUAUUUAAAAAAAUUAAUUUUUUCUGAACUCUCAGAAAAAUUUUUUGUUAAUUUUUAUUCAAAAAAAAUUAUGAAUUUUUCAGAACAAAAUCAACAAUUCGAAAUGGAUUCAAUAUAUCGAUCAAUAUUGUUCCAUAUUUGCUCUCGAAAUUGGUAAGUUAUGAAAACUAGCAUGAAAUUCUGGAAUUUUAAUUUGAAACUGAUAAAAUUUCUAUUUUUCUUGAUUUUUUUAAUUGAAAAUCUUGAAAAAUGGAUGAUUUUAUCAGUUCCAAUUUGAAAUUUCAGCGGAGAUGCGGAAGCUAUGCCCAAUUUUUAAAUUUUUAGAGAAAAACUUUGAAUAAUAAAUUAAUUGAACCUUUUUUUCAGAACAAAAAUCAACAACUCUCAUUGGUUCCAUUCAAUUCUUCAAAGAUUUUCGAAUUUUGAUCCAAAAAUUAGUAAGUUUUGAUAACUGGCAUGAAAUUCUGGAAUUUUAAUUUGAAACUGAUAAAAUUUCUAUUUUUCUUGAUUUUUUAAUUGAAAAUCUUGGAAAAUGGUUGAUUUUAUCAGUUACAAAUUGAAAUUUCAGCGGAGAUGCGGAAGCUAUGCCCAAUUUUUGAAUUUUUAUUCAAAAACUUUAAAUUUUGAAUAAUAAAUUAAUUGAACCUUUUUUUCAGAACAAAAAUCAACAACUCUCAUUGGUUCCAUUCAAUUCUUCAAAGAUUUUCGAAUUUUGAUCCAAAAAUUAGUAAGUUUUGAUAACUGGCAUGAAAUUCUGGAAUUUUAAUUUGAAACUGAUAAAAUUUCUAUUUUUCUUGAUUUUUUAAUUGAAAAUCUUGGAAAAUGGUUGAUUUUAUCAGUUACAAAUUGAAAUUUCAGCGGAGAUGCGGAAGCUAUGCCCAAUUUUUGAAUUUUUAUUCAAAAACUUUAAAUUUUGAAUAAUAAAUUAAUUGAACCUUUUUUUCAGCACAAUUUCAACAACUCUCAUUGGUUCCAUUCAAUUCUUCAAAGAUUUUCGAGUUUUGAUCCAAAAAUUAGUAAGUUUUGAUAACUGGCAUGAAAUUCUGGAAUUUUAAUUUGAAACUGAUAAAAUUUCUAUUUUUCUUGAUUUUUUAAUUGAAAAUCUUGGAAAAUGGAUCAUUUUAUCAGUUACAAAUUGAAAUUUCAGCGGAGAUGCGGAAGCUAUGCCCAAUUUUUAAAUUUUUAGAGAAAAACUUUGAAUAAUAAAUUAAUUGAACCUUUUUUUCAGAACAAAAAUCAACAACUCUCAUUGGUUCCAUUCAAUUCUUCAAAGAUUUUCGAAUUUUGAUCCAAAAAUUAGUAAGUUUUGAUAACUGGCAUGAAAUUCUGGAAUUUUAAUUUGAAACUGAUAAAAUUUCUAUUUUUCUUGAUUUUCUUUGGGAAAAUCUUGAAAAAUGGAUGAUUUUAUCAGUUCCAAAUUAAAAUUUCAGCGGAGAUGCGGAAGCUAUGCCCAAUUUUUGAAUUUUUUGAGAAAAACAUAAAAUUAUUUUUCGAAAUUCAAACAUAUUUUAAUUUGCCAAUGCCUAUUUUUCAGUUCGCAUCAAACAUUUUCAAGUUGUCGAGUGUCAAUCAAUCUCGCUGGAUUUUUAUAAUUUUCAAUUUCUUUUUGUGUUUUUUUGAACUUCACUUUAGUUUUUCUACAAGUCUCGCUAAAAAGCCGAGACUUGUACAUCUGUUUUUUUCAAUUUUUCGGUUUCUGUACUUCUUCGAAUCUACAGUAAUCUAGCAUAAUUAACUGCAGAAAUUUAUGUUUGGAUUAUUGUAGAUUUGUCUCAAGAACUACGGCACCUGUUGUUUUGUUUUAUCCACUCGGGGAAAAAGUAGCAAGUUUUGCUACAAAAAUCGAGUUUUAGUCAGGUUGCUACAUUUUUUAUAAGGGAAAAAAUGUAGCAAGCUGGCUAAAAGUCGAUUUUUCCUGGGAACACUUGUUAUUUAUUUCCCGUGCAGAAUAACAUUGCGUGUAAGCUUACUGUAAGUAUACGAAAACAGUAAUUCGAGUAAUUCUUUGUAAAUUUUGAAUCGGUCCGGAGGGUGCAAUUUAUGAGGAAAAACCAUGAAUCGCACCAAUUCCUUUCAAAAUUUUUCUCAAAAAAUCGCAUCUGGUCCUAGGUGAUCCGCUUUUUUAUUGUCUCCAAAAAUAGUUUAUCCUAUAUUUCUUUUUUCUUGUUUCCUGGAUUUUCCACGGGUCGCGAUAAUGUAAUUUAGGAUAAACUAUUUUUUGAAUGCAACAAAAAUCGCGUAGGAAAUUGCUAUAAAUCUAUAGAUUUCUGAGAACUGCCACGUGGAACACUGUAACUCUAUGCAAAACUACAGUAAUCAGCUCAAAUUUCUGUUCAUCGAGACUACAGUACUUUUUUUUAAACACGGAUUUCGAAAAUGAAACGGUGAUAACUGUAGUUUUGCAUAGAUUCUUACAGUACUCGACAAAAGUAAACAAAAACUACAGUAAUCUUAUUGUAGACACGAAAUCUACAGUACCCUGAUUACUGCAGUUAGUGAUUACUGUAUUCUACAGGAAAUACAAAACUACAAGUCAUUGGCUUUUAUGCAAUGACUUAUAGAAAAAAAUACAGUAAUUUUCUACUUUUUGGCUUUUACGCAAAAAGUAGGAAUAAUUGGCUUUUACGCAAAAAGUAGGAAUAAAUAAAUACUACAAAAUAGAGUAAAUUGAAUUGUGGAAGAUGAUGAAGUUCCAAACUGCUAAAUAUCCGUAGUGAAUUGACAGGAAGCGUUCUGGAAAAUGUAAGGUUUCCUUCAAAAAUUGGGCAUAGCUUCCGCAUCUCAGCUGAAAUUUCAAUUUGUAACUGAUAAAAUCAACCAUUUUCCAAGAUUUUUAAUUAAAAAUCAAGAAAAAUAGAAAUUUUAUCAGUUUCAAAUUAAAAUUCCAGAAUUUCAUGUCAGUUAUCAAAACUUACUAA